AUGACAGUGCUGGCAGGAGACAACAUGGACGAAGCGUCGGCUUUGCCCGGCCACCCUCAGGACAGCUACCCUCCGGACAACGAUGACCAUGAGUGCUGCGAGCGGGUGGUCAUCAAUAUCUCGGGCCUCCGCUUCGAGACCCAGCUGAAGACCCUGGCCCAGUUCCCCAACACCCUGCUAGGCAACCCCAAAAAGAGAAUGCGCUACUUCGACCCCCUGCGGAACGAGUAUUUCUUCGACCGCAACCGGCCUAGCUUCGACGCCAUCCUGUACUAUUACCAAUCCGGGGGACGCCUCCGGAGACCGGUCAAUGUACCCCUCGAGAUGUUCUCCGAGGAGAUCAAGUUCUACGAGCUGGGCGAGGAGGCGAUGGAGAAGUUCCGGGAGGACGAGGGCUUCAUUCGGGAGGAGGAGAGACCCCUGCCCGAGAAUGAGUACCAACGCCAGGUCUGGCUUCUCUUCGAGCAUCCGGAGAGCUCCGGGCCUGCCCGGGGCAUCGCCAUUGUCUCGGUCAUGGUCAUCCUCAUCUCCAUUGUCAUCUUCUGCCUGGAGACCCUGCCCCAGCUCAAGGACGACAGGAAGAGGACCAUGCAAGUGGGCAACACCACCAUCCCGUACAAAUCCAACAUCCUCAACGACCCCUUCUUCAUCGUAGAGACCCUAUGCAUCAUCUGGUUCUCCUUCGAGCUCCUGGUCCGCUUCUUCGCCUGCCCCAGCAAGACGGAGUUCUUCAAGAACAUCAUGAACUUCAUCGACAUUGUGGCCAUCAUCCCGUACUUCAUCACCCUGGGCACCGAGCUGGCCGAGGAGGAGGAGCGUAAUGUGAGCGGCGAGCAGGCCACGUCCCUGGCCAUCCUCAGGGUCAUCCGCCUGGUGCGGGUCUUCCGCAUCUUCAAGCUCUCCCGCCACUCGAAGGGCCUGCAGAUCCUGGGCCAGACCCUCAAGGCCAGCAUGAGGGAGCUGGGCCUGCUCAUCUUCUUCCUCUUCAUCGGGGUCAUCCUCUUCUCCAGCGCCGUGUUCUUCGCCGAGGCGGACGACCCGGACUCUCACUUCAACAGCAUCCCGGAUUCCUUCUGGUGGGCGGUGGUCUCCAUGACCACGGUGGGAUACGGGGACAUGUACCCCAUCACCAUCGGCGGCAAGAUCGUGGGGUCGUUGUGUGCCAUCGCCGGCGUCCUGACCAUCGCCCUGCCCGUGCCCGUCAUCGUCUCCAACUUCAACUACUUCUACCACCGGGAGACGGAGGGAGAGGAGCAGGAAUUACUGGUUGCUGAAGUUGAGAAAAGUGUUAAUUCCUAAGUACUGUUAAGUGUAACUUUAACCAAUCAUAAAAAUGCACUUUAAAAUUCAGCACAAAUUGCCUUAACUGGUAUAUGAUAUUUAAAGUGAAAAGAGGCUCUGCAGCCUGUGUACCAUCAGGUCCAGAACAUUCAAGUUUGAAUGACUAUGGUAUUAUGACUGUCACUUUUCAACGAUAUCGUUUUGAAAACAUUUAUGUUGACAGGCUUGUUCAUUUCCUGUUUAGGGAUGUCAUAAUACUUCAAUAGGCCAACAUAUUGUGAUACAUAAACUCCCCCAUAAUCAUAGUGCAUUCAUUUAAUUUCCUCAAUUGAGGAUGAUUUUCACCAGAGUAAUCCAAAAUCUUGUAAAGAUAUGAAUGAAUAAAUGGUUAAGGCAACUGUGAAAGACAGAUUAUAUUUCUGAAACAAAGUAGCAUUGAUUAGAAUUAUUCUAUUUUUCCUUACUCAAAAUAUAAUUAGUUUAAAAAUGGAUAGUGUAACUAUCAUUACUUAUAUUGUGACAUCCCUACUCGUUAGCAUAAAAUGUUUCAACUUCUGAUCUAUUUAUUCUUUUGCUUGUUUACUGUCAUAAACAUGCCUAUAAUUUGGUUUAUAAAUUAUUGUUAUUUAAAAACAUAAUUUCUUGCCCUAUGCAGUCUGCUCAUGUAACACAUACUUUACCUUCCCCGUCUACUUAAUGAUAAAUUAAAGAUGAAUUUCCAGGUCUGAUUCAGCUAUGUCCUGACUGGUUAUUUUCACAUAACUUCUGAAAGUGUACAGAAUAUAUCAGUAAUGUAUCAUUGAGCACACAGAAAAUUGAUUUGUAUCCAUUCAGGCUUAAGGCUGCUUCGAAUCCAUUCCCAGAGACAUUUUGUUUUCUU
Rhincodon typus (whale shark) is the source of this 2161-nucleotide messenger RNA. Its product is annotated as potassium voltage-gated channel subfamily A member 1. The coding region runs from base 1 to 1299 and encodes 432 amino acids. Gene Ontology annotation, cellular component: voltage-gated potassium channel complex; paranode region of axon; synapse. The record is from RefSeq and is a predicted model, not a curated record. NCBI's taxonomy places the organism in Eukaryota, Metazoa, Chordata, Chondrichthyes, Orectolobiformes, Rhincodontidae. Gene Ontology annotation, biological process: potassium ion transmembrane transport; protein homooligomerization. Gene Ontology annotation, molecular function: protein binding; delayed rectifier potassium channel activity. The transcript has 2 exons.